AUGGCUUCACGAUCUCAUCGCUUUGCUCUCGAGCGACUCAUGAGCCUGUUCCUCAUGUUGCAGGCCAUUCUGGAGUGGUUUCCACUCGCUCAUGCUUCGGCAGGUCUGCCCGGAGCUUCGACCUAUGUUGUUGCCGCUGGGUUUCCCACCUCGGCCUUCUCAUCCUACUAUGAAUCUCCGGCUCUGCCAACCAGACAGCCUCAGCCCAUCAUUUAUGAUCCUGUGCUCGAUCUCACUUUUCCGUAUGAGCUGACAAACCCCGACAUCAUACCUGAAAGCUCGGAUGAGGUGUAUUUCCCUCUUCCAAAAGGCAGAUUGACUCCGGAAGAGAAGCAUGAACUGAUCGAUGCCACGGUCGCUAACGUGACGGCGAUCAUCAAGUCAAUUGACCAGAGCAGCACCUGCUCCAAGUGCAAGAAAGCCCUGGGAUCCGCCAAGCUUGCCGCAUCGUAUGCCCCUCUCUUGGUACCUGAUGCCAUGGUCAGUAUGUGCAAGGCCUUCAAAUUUUACACAAAUGAGACUUGUGAGGAAAACUUCCUGGAUCAAGCUUUUGGUGCAACCUGGACACAGGUACUCGCUCUUGCCGAUGUCGCGGGCCAGGAUGGUGAUUACAUCUGCCAUACGCUCAAGAGCGACUUUUGCCCUGAACCCCCGACUCGUCGUUUGGAUUCACUCAAGCUAUUCCCUAAGCCUAAGCCCCAUCAUGUUCAAGCUCCAAAGGCAAGUGGCACGCGUGUGAAGAUACUUCACUUGUCCGACUUCCACCUGGAUCCUCGAUAUGCUGUCAGUGCGGAAGCAAACUGCACUUCUGGUUUGUGCUGUCGUUCUGACAACUUCAAUACUCUUACAAAUCAGAGCGAGGCACUGCUUCCGGCUUCGCCUUAUGGCUCCUUCCUAUGCGAUACCCCGUACGAUUUGGCUUUGGCAGCUCUACAGGCCGUGGGUCCCUUGACAGGUACCAGCAAGGAAGCUUGUGGUGGCUCACUGGCAUGGACCAUCUACACUGGUGAUCUUGCCUCGCACGAUCCCGAGCUUCAAAUGUCCCGAGACUACAUUGAAUACACGGAGGCCAGUGUCUUCGACAUGCUCAAGCAAUAUAUCUCAGGGCCUGUUUUCUGCGCAUUGGGUAAUCAUGAUUCCAGUCCUGCGAAUAUCGAUGCCCCACACAGAUUUCCUGGGCGACUAGGUGAACAGAUGAGUUGGAAUUUCAACCACAUGUCUGCCUUAUGGCAACACGAGGGGUGGAUUAGUCGCGAGACUGCAGAGCAAGCACGAACCCACUAUGGAGGCUACUCGGUCAAGACUCAUUAUGGACUCCGCAUCAUCGCUUUCAACACCGACUUCUGGUACAAGCGGAAUUUUUUGAACCUAGUCAACACCACCGAUCCUGACAACUCAGGGGUCUUCUCAUGGAUGAUCGAAGAGCUCCAGAAGGCCGAGGACAGCAGUGAGCAAGUCUGGCUCAUCGGUCAUGUCCCGAGUGGCUGGGAUGGUUACAACCCGCUGCCCGAUCCUACCAACCUUUUCUACCAGAUCGUGGGCCGGUACUCGCCGCACGUCAUUGCCGAGAUCUUCUUCGGUCACAAUCACGAGGACCAAUUUAUGAUUUAUUACGCAAAUAACGGCACAGUCCAGAAUGCCACAACUGCUCUCGCGACGGGUUGGCUCGGACCCAGCGUGACACCUCUCACGAAUAUGAACAGCGCAUUCCGGCUGUAUGAGGUUGACACGGGCAACUUCAACGUCUACGAAGCCUAUACAUUCUUCAGCAACGUGUCUGAGUAUUCCAAUCUCCGCGAUGACGGGCCCACCUUCCAGCUUGAAUACUCUACUCGUGAGACUUAUGGGCCGGCUGCUGAGUGGGACAAGGAUGCUCCCUUGAACGCGACUUUCUGGCACCGGGUAACAGAGGCGAUGGAAAGGGAUCGAAAGCUCGUCACUUUGCAGAAUCAUCUACAGGGUAGGAAGAGCGUCAAGUCUCCCGUCUGCGAUACGGCGGAGUGUCAGAAGGCCAAGAUCUGCUACAUGCGCAGUGGCAGUACUGCGUUGGGCUAUCAGUGUCCUCAAGGGUAUGGUUCUGUUCAGAGCCCUUUCAAGAAGCACUAA
Messenger RNA from Penicillium maclennaniae, 2106 nucleotides. RefSeq names its product PPN1 endopolyphosphatase family protein. Gene Ontology annotation, biological process: sphingomyelin catabolic process. Gene Ontology annotation, molecular function: sphingomyelin phosphodiesterase activity. Bases 1 to 2106 code for a protein of 701 amino acids. NCBI's taxonomy places the organism in Eukaryota, Fungi, Ascomycota, Eurotiomycetes, Eurotiales, Aspergillaceae. The record is from RefSeq and is a predicted model, not a curated record. The transcript has 4 exons.